CCUAACAUCAACAUACAAUUCACCCAUACUACUUUCGGGGCUUAAGUUUUGAAAAAGGAACUUAAAAUCCAAAGUUAUACAAGCAAAAUGGACUUCAGGAUAUGUUUUGCCCUAGCAUGCUUACUUGGGACAACUUUAAGUGCACCUGUAGCGCAACAAAAUACGCGAAACUUUAUCCCAGACCGAUAUGAUGUCCGAGGAGAGUUGUUAAACGAUGAUGGUUCAUUUUCAAGACAAGACCCCCCUGAAGAAGAAGAAGAGCCUUCAUUGUACGAUCAGUUCAACAACGGUCAAGACAGCAACCUUGCCUACCARCAACCACAAAAUGACUAUCAAUCGCAAUAUGCACCACAAUACGGCAACCAAGCUUACAACAACUUCCAGGAUCCAAGCAGUCAAUUCAACACGGGCGGUCAAGACCAGCAAACAGCUUUCUACAACUCACAACAAUAUCCACAACAAGACCAAGAGACAACGAAUGACAUGCCUUAUACGCCAAUCUCUAAAGGCGACGACAUCAGCAAAGAUGAUACUGAGCCACCAAAAAAUGAAUUUUACGACCAGCCACGACAGGAUUACCAAAACUACCAGAAUCAAUACCAAAACUACAACGARCAGCCUCAACAACAAGGCUACUUUGAUCAACAAUCAACUCAACAACAAUACAACUACCAGCCUCAAUCCCAAGAACUGGGUGAUAUACAGGGUGUAGCACGUGACCAGCCGUCACGUGACGACAAGUCUGGUGAAGUCGAGAAGGACGAUUUAUCAAAUGAAAGGGAAGACGAGGGAGAAUCAUCAAAACGAGAUGAAAUAACGAGACAAAACAUGAAGAAAUAUGAAAUUCCUCAUAACCUUUCACAGAAAGAUCUCAAUGGCAUGCUUGGAUUUACAAAACAAAUUUAUCUUAGGGGUGGACACUAAGGUUUUUUUUUCCUAAUAGAUAAGUUUCUCGGGACAAUCGAUCGUGGAUGACCACCUAAACGAAAAAACUGCGCGAACUGGGAUCAGUAGUCGUCCUUAGAAAACGAAAACAGUUAUGACUUAGAUACUUAUAGAGAGAUGUGCGAGCGCUGAAAAAAAGCAGUAUUAAGCCCCAUAAACAAAAGAUAAGUAUUUCAAACUCUAGAAAUCMUGACCUCUAGGAUGUCCACUCUACGAGAAUACUACUGACCAACACAACGGACAAUUAAACCUUGCUUACUCUUGGUCGAAAUUGGGUGGAAUGUUGCAUGAGAACAUUGACAUUUAGGUCUAUUCUAGUGUAACUGUUAUGUUAUGUCGACGCCUAUGAAACCAGGGUUUUCCGACAGUCAUUCAAAACCGGGGUUUAUAUGUUUUAAGGCACUCGCUCAUCUCUAAAACAACUCAUACACUGACUUUUCUUCAUAUAUAAGCAACCCUUGAGAGUCCGGGUUUUAAAUGGGAUGAUUUUAUAAGAACGAUGUGAACAAUUCACAAUAUGUACAAAUACAUAUGUAUUACAUUUAUGUUUAACUCAUGUACAGAUUAGUUUACAGAUUACAUCAACUUUAGUGCWUUCAUUUUUAUUCAAUAAAAUACAUAAAAAUGACGUA
This is a messenger RNA of Exaiptasia diaphana, 1577 nucleotides long. RefSeq names its product RNA polymerase II degradation factor 1. The record is from RefSeq and is a predicted model, not a curated record. The transcript is spliced from 5 exons. The coding region runs from base 88 to 924 and encodes 278 amino acids. Lineage: Eukaryota; Metazoa; Cnidaria; Anthozoa; Actiniaria; Aiptasiidae.